Messenger RNA from Aspergillus affinis, 1941 nucleotides. Its product is annotated as integral membrane esterase/lipase. NCBI's taxonomy places the organism in Eukaryota, Fungi, Ascomycota, Eurotiomycetes, Eurotiales, Aspergillaceae. Gene Ontology annotation, molecular function: monoacylglycerol lipase activity. Bases 1 to 1941 code for a protein of 646 amino acids. The transcript is spliced from 6 exons. The record is from RefSeq and is a predicted model, not a curated record.
AUGCCGGCAAGGUUCCAUCCCUUUUAUCGAUUUCUGAGGCGGAGACUCCUCACCGAAUUUUAUGGGGAUUCGAAGCACAAGAUGAAUUGGUCACUUACCUUCCGGGGUACAGGCAAAGACAGUGGUGGCCACCUAUUGGAAAAGCUGAACCAGUACAUCCGGGGUUUUCUCAAACACAAUGGGAUCGAUUUCGAUAUUACGCCGAUCGAGUACUGGCUGGGGAUGCCAGCCCAUUGGCGCGACGAGACGAAGGGCCUGCUGAUUCAAGUGGCGGAAGAGGCUGGGUUCAAGGUUAAGCCAGCCGAUCAGAUACACAUGGUAUCAGAAGCUGAAGCCGCCGCUCUGACCGUUGUCAAAACCUUUGCCCCGCGCCUUGAAGUUAACGAUGGCCUCCUUGUGAUAUCGGCACGUUCUACAUAUCAGACGUACAACCUGGAAUACUCUUCGAAGAACUUACAGCAGUUCAAGGCAGCAAGUAACCAACCCGAAUGGACUCUCGAGAGCUUCCCUAUCUUCUUCUCUCUGUGUGAAACCAUGGAUCCCAAUGGGAGUCACUCGCCUGAUGCACAUCAUCUGUGUGUCUUGGUCCAUGGACUCUGGGGAAACCCUUCUCACAUGGACUUCAUAGCCACGUCGUUGCGAGAACACUAUCCGAGUAAAACCUUCCAUAUCCUCGCCGCCCAACGCAACGCCGGUACCCACACCUACGAUGGGAUCGAACUCGGAGGCGAGCGACUGGCGCUCGAGAUCGAAGAAACACUGGACUCGCUGGAGGCCCGCGGGUCUCGGGUCAGAAAGCUCAGUAUUGUCGGGUAUUCCCUGGGGGGACUAGUGGCUAGAUAUGCUCUGGGGCUCCUUUACGCGCGAGGAUGGUUCGACCGGAUCGAGCCCGUGAAUUUCACCACCUUCGUGUCGCCGCAUGUCGGGGUGCGGAUUCCCCUCACGGGCCUCCGCAGUCUCUUGUGGAACUACCUGGGUCCGCGCACGAUCUCCGUUUCGGGGAGACAGCUGUUCUUGGUGGACUCGUUCCGGGACUCUGGGAAGCCGCUGCUCGGCCUCCUAGCUGAUCCCGACAGUGUCUUCAUGCGCGCGCUGGCCAAGUUCAAACACCGCUGCGUCUAUGCGAACGUGGUGAACGAUCGCUCGACCGUCUUCUAUACCACCGCCAUCUCACUGUCCGAUCCAUUUCAACAGGAUCUGGAACGUGCCCACAUCAAGUAUGUCGCCGGCUAUGAACCCGUGAUCAUCGACCCCGACGUGUAUUUUGCACGGCCCGGGGUCAAGGACGACCAUCUGCCGUGGUCAUCGCGGAUACAGCAACAAGCGAAGAAACUCUUCACCGACCUGUCGACGUGGCUCUUCUUCACCUCCCUGAUCUCCAUCGCCCUCCCCAUCUUCCUCGUGAACUCAGUCAUCCAGACGUCCCGCAGUCGACAACGGAUCCAGCUACACGAGGAGGGCAAAAACGGCGCCUCCUUCGGACACUACCGCAUACCUCUUCUGAUCAAAGAAGCCCAGAACGCGGUAGGGAAGGCCUUUGAACGCGCCGCCUCGCGACAGGAUGCCGAGUACCUAUCCGCCACCGACCGCCAUGCAGGCGCAAGCCAACUCAGAAAGCGGCCGACCACGACAACAAGCUUCUCAGCCCCCACCGACCCGGACAAAUCGAGCGUGGCCAUCCACGAAGAGGAGACCAGUGUCACGGAAACGCACACACCAGAUCCUCCCGGCGAUAGUCAAGCAUAUCCCACGCUCGCUCUCACCCCCCUUCAGAUGUCCAUCAUCAAAUCCCUCAAUGCCGUAGGUUUCCGCAAGUAUCCGGUCUACAUCCACAAUCAUCGACACAGCCAUGCCGCGAUCAUCAGACGCGUGCCGAAGAAGGGAUUCGACGAGGCUCCUGUCGUGAUCAAACAUUGGCUCGAUACUGAGUUCGAGAUCUGA